Molecule: messenger RNA, 1222 nt
Organism: Solenopsis invicta (red fire ant)
Lineage: Eukaryota; Metazoa; Arthropoda; Insecta; Hymenoptera; Formicidae
Product: histone-lysine N-methyltransferase, H3 lysine-79 specific
Exons: 4
Coding region: 384-983 (199 amino acids)
Source: RefSeq, a predicted model, not a curated record
UGUGUUCCGAUAUUAACUGCCAGUACUGAAAAUGUAUAGUAUAUGUGACGUGAACUAUAAAUUUUCAGUACUGCCAGUAAAAACGGAACACAGCCCUAACCUAAUCAACGGAAAAUCUCUAUAAACAUCGAUCGCUGAGAGUGAUGGUGUGCUAUCAGUCUAUCAGUCCUGUGCGCUAUCGGGAUCCGCCCGGGGAAAUUAUAUAAGAUCAUUAGCAACACUGAACACAUUACCAGGUCCAGUCCGACUGCCACUUGUCGGUACUUCAUACAUCUUUUUGCAACAAAAAUCACAAGAUUUUCUAGAUAUUAUCAUGCUGAUCUGUAAGAAGUAUUCUUCUCCAUUUCAAUUUUGGAUGGGUCCUCAACUAAUCAUCGUCAUAUAUGAACCAAAUGAAGUACAGAGAGAGAAGCGGAACUGAAAGAGAUGAUGAAGAGAUUCAGAAAAUACUUAGAGAAGAAGGAGCUGAGCCUAAGCGCAGACAAAUCGAAAAUAUUGGUUUUCGAAAACGGAAGAGGAAGAAGAAAGAAGAGAGAAUGGAAAUGGAAAGAAGAAAACAUAGAGGAAGUCAAGGAGAUAAGAUAUCUUGGCUACACGCUACAAAAAAACGGAGGCGCGGAGAAACAUACAAGGGAAAGACUACGAAGAGCAACAAUAGCAAUGAAAAGGACAUGGAGCUAGGAGAAAGAAUAUUCAAAGAAGACUUCAGAAGAAGAAUAAAAAUGUUUGAAGCACUAGUAGGAAGCGUGGCCCUAUACGGGGCAGAAGUAUGGGGCUGGAGAGACGAAAAAACAUUAGACGGAAUAAAAAGGAAAUAUGCAAAAUGGAUACUAAAUCUGGACAGAGGAACACCGAACUAUAUACUGCUGGAGGAGACAAAAAUGGAAGAGAUCAGAAUACAGGCGAUCAAAAGAGCACUCAGAUAUGAAGAAAAAGCGAGACAAUCAGCUGUUAUAUUAUUAACACCACAUAUCAUCAUAUGAUGUUAUACCAAAUGUUUUAUCAAAAUUUAAUCUUUACAGGUUCUACAGUCGAUAACACGAUGUCCAUAUUUAAUUUUAUUUUAUCUAUUUCAAUGGUUUCAUUUACUUUAAAUAUGAAACUUCGUAUCAACGUCGCUAGAAUAGCUUUCAUAGACAUCAUUCCAUAUUUCAUACCUGCAAGUUUUUCAAUUAUAUGUAAAUCAAUUUUAUUAUAAUACAUAAUAAUUUAUUUAUGUUUA